Pezoporus flaviventris is the source of this 2447-nucleotide messenger RNA. It is a transcript of the gene SMARCE1, whose product is annotated as SWI/SNF related, matrix associated, actin dependent regulator of chromatin, subfamily e, member 1. The transcript has 11 exons. Gene Ontology annotation, cellular component: SWI/SNF complex. Lineage: Eukaryota; Metazoa; Chordata; Aves; Psittaciformes; Psittacidae. The coding region runs from base 157 to 1395 and encodes 412 amino acids. Gene Ontology annotation, biological process: negative regulation of DNA-templated transcription. The record is from RefSeq and is a predicted model, not a curated record. Gene Ontology annotation, molecular function: nucleosomal DNA binding; nuclear receptor binding.
GAGCUGCAGGAGGACGGUGGCGAUGUGUCGAAAGUGCGGAGCGCAGGACGCAGGCGCUCUCCUCGCCGCCGCCCCGGCCUGGUGAGGAACAAAGGGAGCGAGGCCGGCGCGGAAGUACAAAUAUAAUGUCAGGUGGCUGAAAAUUUGCCUAUCAAAAUGUCAAAAAGGCCAUCUUAUGCCCCACCUCCUACCCCCGCUCCUGCAACCCAAAUGCCCAGCACACCAGGGUUUGUGGGAUACAAUCCAUACAGCCAUCUGGCCUACAACAACUACAGGCUGGGAGGGAACCCGGGCACCAACAGCCGGGUCACGGCUUCCUCUGGUAUUACCAUUCCAAAGCCCCCCAAACCCCCAGACAAGCCCCUGAUGCCCUACAUGAGGUACAGCCGGAAGGUCUGGGACCAAGUGAAGGCGUCCAAUCCUGAUUUGAAGUUAUGGGAAAUUGGCAAGAUUAUUGGAGGAAUGUGGCGAGAUCUCACUGAUGAAGAGAAGCAAGAGUAUUUGAAUGAAUAUGAAGCUGAAAAGAUAGAGUACAAUGAGUCCAUGAAGGCCUACCACAACUCUCCUGCAUACCUGGCCUACAUCAAUGCCAAGAGUCGUGCGGAGGCUGCGCUGGAAGAGGAGAGCCGCCAGAGGCAGUCACGCAUGGAGAAAGGGGAGCCCUACAUGAGCAUCCAGCCCGCAGAGGAUCCCGAUGACUAUGACGAUGGGUUUUCUAUGAAGCACACGGCCACAGCUCGUUUCCAGAGGAACCAUCGUCUCAUCAGUGAGAUCCUGAGUGAAAGCGUGGUGCCUGAUGUCCGCUCUGUGGUCACCACAGCUAGAAUGCAAGUUCUGAAACGCCAGGUUCAGUCUUUAAUGGUUCAUCAGCGUAAACUGGAAGCUGAGCUUCUACAAAUUGAAGAGCGUCACCAGGAAAAGAAGAGGAAGUUUCUGGAAAGCACAGAAUCCUUUAACAACGAGCUCAAAAGGUUAUGCAGUUUGAAGGUGGAAGUGGAUAUGGAAAAAAUUGCUGCUGAAAUUGCUCAGGCGGAGGAACAGGCUCGCAAGAGGCAGGAGGAAAGGGAAAAGGAAGCAGCUGAGCAAGCGGAACGCAGCCAAAACAACAUCACAGCUGAGGAAGAACAGGCAGCUAACAAGGCAGAGGAGAAGAAAGAAGAGGAGAGUGCUCCAAUGGAGACAGAAGAGCCUCACCCAGAAGAGAGCACAGAAACCCAGCAGAACGGAGAAGAAGGAACAUCCACCCCCGAUGACAAGGAGAGUGGCCAAGAAGGGGGCGACAGCACCGCAGAGGAGGGAACCAGUGACAGCAACACUGGUUCUGAGAGCAACAGUGCGACAGUGGAGGAGCCUCCUGCAGACCCCAGCGCCGAGGACACUGAGAAGAAAGAAUAAAUAUUGACUCAUUUCAUGUGUCUCUUUAAGGAAGUACUGGUUUAGUUUCAACAUGUGCUAUGCAGCUUUUAUAUAUUCCCUGCCUGUAUCCCUUGUUCCCAAAGGAUAUUGGGCUUCAGUAAUGUGUCACAUUAUCAGCAAACUGACGUCGAGGGGCCUUUAGAGGCACAGGGUGGCUUAAAGCAGACAGAAAACCUGUUAAAAUACAGAUAGGUCCUUCCUAUUGCUUGGGAUGUCUCCCCUAGAAGAACAGGUCUGGUUUUGGUUUUUACGUUACAAAUCAGCCCUUCUACUGUUCUACUUACAUGAUAACAGUGAGGAGGCCUUUCGCAAAGGCCCCUCUUGGCUGUUUGUGGCUGAAAUGUGAUGCUGAUGGGCCUCUCUCUCUCUCUGGGGGCCUCCUGAGGAGCUUGGCUCUGUCCUGACACAUCAGCUUACUGCACCACGACCCAGAGCAUGUCCUUGAUCUCACAAAACCAACCCCCCAGCAGCCCCCCUACUUUGGUUCUGGCCAGCCAGGACCCAGCUCUUUGGUUUUAGAGAAAGCUUUUGCUACUCAUGGGUGCUCCUAAGUAAGGCUGAUGGGCUUGGUCUUGGGGGGUUUUGGUGCAAGAGAAGCUGUUCUAUAGUGACAGAAACUUGCUCACAUUCCACAUGCAACAUUUCAGGAGAUCCACUUCCAAAGGAAUAAGUUUUAACUGUCCUUUUGCAGUAAAUGAUAUAUGGUGUGGGGGGGGGUGGUUUCUAAUCAGAACUGCCUUUGCUUUUCUGUACCAAUAAACUCCUUUAUUUCCUACUUAGAGACCAAAAUCACCCCAUUUUGUCCCAUGUUAACCUGAAGCCCUUCUGAAAAUAACCCACCGAAUUGCAACAACAGACAGAAGCUGCUUCCUGUACAACUAAGAGAACACAUGAUGCAUUGCAGUCAAUAACCUGGAAUGUUUUUAGGGAAUAGUGGGUCUAGGGGUGGUAAUGGUUUGUAAAUCCUUUUGGUCUUUUUUUUUUUUUAAUGGUUUAAAUAAAAUCCAGCAAGUUUGGUUUUUUUAAACUCA